This is a messenger RNA of Anopheles bellator, 716 nucleotides long. Its product is annotated as protein transport protein Sec61 subunit gamma. Gene Ontology annotation, molecular function: transmembrane protein transporter activity. The transcript is spliced from 2 exons. Gene Ontology annotation, biological process: protein targeting; post-translational protein targeting to membrane, translocation. Gene Ontology annotation, cellular component: membrane; Ssh1 translocon complex. The record is from RefSeq and is a predicted model, not a curated record. The coding region runs from base 173 to 379 and encodes 68 amino acids. Lineage: Eukaryota; Metazoa; Arthropoda; Insecta; Diptera; Culicidae.
GUUGUCGCUAUUUUCCUCCCGACCCAACGACGUGGAAUCCAAAACGGACAAAUCUAAAAUCUUUGGCCGAGAACGGUGUGUUGUGUUCAUUGCUGUUUCUAAUAUUGAUCGCGUCGGACCAUCGGAGUGUAAUUUAGCAACAAACCCCAAUCCUCCUUGAAGCUCGGAAACAAUGGAUCAAUUCACCAAGUUCUACGAACCCGGACGCUCGUUCGCCAAGGAUUCCAUUCGGCUCAUCAAACGGUGUACCAAGCCGGACCGUCGCGAGUUCCAGAAGAUUGCCAUUGCCACCGCAAUCGGGUUCUGCAUCAUGGGAUUUAUCGGUUUCUUCGUCAAACUGAUACACAUCCCGAUCAACAACAUCAUCGUCGGAUCAUAAAGCUGCUAUGCAGGAUGCCGACCCACUUUGCAGUUCAUCAACCAUCGUCCCGGUUUUCCUGUCUCCAUCUCUGACGACCGGAUACGGUCUUCGUACGUUCCCAUCGUCCAACCUUCUCAUCUGAACCAUAAAUGUUUCCCCGGCACGAAGGCGAAGAAGCAGUGGCCUGGAGGCAAGAUUGCUCCCGAUGCCGUCUAUCAUUUUGUGUUGGCAUUAGUGUGUAUUUCCGGUCUUGAGCGUUGUUAGAAAUAAUUCACUGUGUGUGGCCCGAUGUGUGAAAUAGCGAGCGCCACGUAUUUUUGUGAAAUCAAAUAAAUAAUUUAUUGUUUCACUCUAA